UUUUUUUAUUAUAAUUUUACUACGCAUUAUUAUUCAACUUAAGUUUUUGUUUUUAUUAUUUACUUAACCGCGAGUCUGUCCCCUAAAAAUUGUUGAUUUCCGAUGAUUUACCAACCGGUAAAAGUUUGAAACUUUUGUAAUUAUGCCGAUGUUUAAAGUGAGUGUGAAAUGGGGCAAGGAGAAGUUCUCAGACAUCGAAUGCAACACAGAUGAGCCCCCUGAGGUGUUCAAGGCCCAGCUGUUUGCUCUGUCUGGUGUCCAGCCCGAUAGACAGAAGGUGAUGAUGAAGGGAGCCGUCCUCAAGGAUGAUGGCUGGGGUGGUAUGAAGCUGAAGGACGGGGCCAUGCUGCUCAUGAUGGGUACAGCUGAUGACCUGCCACAGGCGCCACCCAAGAAAACCCUCUUCAUGGAGGAUAUGUCUGAACAGCAGCUGGCAUCCGCACUGGAGGUGCCAGCUGGGCUCACCAAUCUGGGGAACACCUGCUACAUGAACGCCACCAUACAGUGUCUGCGAUCUGUGCCUGAACUCAAGGAGUCUCUGAAAAAGUACACAGGUAGCCUCACGGCUGGAGGGGCCAUAGUGCCGGCAGAUUCAAUCACAGCAGGUUUACGAGAUCUUGUCAUAGCGAUGGAGAAAUCAGGCCAAUCCAUUCCACCCAUAGUGUUCCUACAGGUUUUCCAUAUGGCGUAUCCGCAGUUUGCAGAGAAAUCAGAACACGGGGGAUACCAGCAACAGGAUGCCAAUGAAUGUUGGGUGGAAAUUGUGCGCUGUCUACAACAGAAACUGCCUGCACUAAAAGAGUCGCCAGAACAGUCUACUGCAGCCACUGCCUCCAGAGGUUUCAUGGACCAGUACUUCUCUGGGGAGUAUGAUGUCACCAUGAAGUGUGAGGAGACUGAAGAGGAACCAGUGACCAGGACCACAGAGAAGUUCCUGCAACUCAGCUGCUUCAUUGAGAAAGAUGUGAAAUACAUGCACACAGGCUUAAGAUCUCUAUUAGAAGAGCACAUCACUAAGAAUUCAGCUUCACUUGGUAGAGAUGCUGUGUAUAAAAAAUCUAACAAGAUCAAGCGCCUCCCUGCCUACCUUACCAUACAGUUUGUGAGAUUCUACUAUCGGAAGAGGGAAGAUAGGGAUUCAGUCAAUGCCAAAAUAUUGAAGGACGUGAAGUUUCCCCUGAGCCUGGACGUGUUUGACCUGUGUAGUGAGGAGCUACAACAGAGGCUGGUACCGGCGAGGGAUAAGUUCAAACAGCAGGAGGAUAGGGAGGCAGAGGAGGCUGGCAAGUUGAAGACAAGCACAGGGAAGGGUCCUAAGUCAUCACAGAAGGCUGAAGACGACUCGAAGAUGAUCAAACAUCCCUUCGCCUUCCCUGACGAUGUGGGAUCCAACAACAGUGGUUACUACGAGUUACAGGCAGUGCUCACCCACAAAGGCAGGUCCAGCUCCAGCGGCCAUUACGUGGCAUGGGUGAAACGGAAAGGAGAUGAGUGGCUGAUGUUUGAUGAUGACAAUGUGACUCCCAUCACCUCAGAGGAUGUACUGAAACUGUCAGGGGGAGGUGACUGGCACACGGCGUAUCUUCUACUCUAUGGACCCAGGGUCCUCCAGACACCAAUAGAAACCAUGGAGACAACGUAGUUACCAUGGAAACCUUAAAGUUACCUUUCUAAUAAUAUUUUAUACCAUGGAAAUAUAAAAUUAACAUUUCUCACAGUUUAUGACAUGAAAACGUCAUAAUUAAGUUUCAAAUAUCUUUUUUACAUAGGAACAUCAUACGGUAGUUACAAUUCACAUACUUUUGUGAAAUUUAAUGCUUACCAUUCAAAUAUUGUUAGUACAACUUUAAGAUGUCUUUGUUUCCAAGCAAAUACUGAAAAAUAUUUAUUAAGGACUAUUAUAAUUUAUUACUCAGAAUGCAAUGGUAUUUAAACAAACUUCUUUGUUAAAUACAUUUGUGUAUGUAAAUUAUGUGUACAUGGUUUAAACGGUGACUUGCACUGAGUGUGUUUUAAAUGUGCUAUACUUGUUUGAAGUUCAUAAUUUGCAAUGCUUAUCUGCAAUUUUCAUUUCAAUAAAUAUUUAUGAACAGUAA
Dreissena polymorpha is the source of this 2096-nucleotide messenger RNA. Its product is annotated as ubiquitin carboxyl-terminal hydrolase 14-like. The record is from RefSeq and is a predicted model, not a curated record. Gene Ontology annotation, biological process: protein deubiquitination; proteasome-mediated ubiquitin-dependent protein catabolic process; regulation of proteasomal protein catabolic process. Gene Ontology annotation, molecular function: proteasome binding; cysteine-type deubiquitinase activity; protein binding. The transcript is spliced from 17 exons. Lineage: Eukaryota; Metazoa; Mollusca; Bivalvia; Myida; Dreissenidae. The coding region runs from base 143 to 1642 and encodes 499 amino acids.